Amoebophrya sp. A25 is the source of this 824-nucleotide messenger RNA. The record is from the annotation of a GenBank genome assembly. NCBI's taxonomy places the organism in Eukaryota, Dinophyceae, Syndiniales, Amoebophryaceae.
AACAAGUACAUCGUGGUCGAGAACCAAGAGGACCUGGACAGGACUUAUCUUCAGGUUUCUCGUCGAAUUUUUCUAGAGAUUUCGAUUACAUUAGAGAUGACAAAGGACCUUGUUUACCAAAUUCGCGGCGAUGGAUUUCGAGGGAAACUGCAGGUCGACGUGCAGCGUGGGCCAAUCGGUCUCAGGCUGGAAUUUGCUUUCAUCUCUUCUCCAAGAAACGAUUUGAAACAAAGAUGGACCGUCGCACGCCACCAGAGAUAACACGAAAAUCACUCGAAAAACCUGUUCUCUCCAUGCUUUUGCUCGCAGCAAAUGUUGCGCGGCUAGUGCAGCUUGCAGUGGAGGGCAAAAUCCAACAUCCAAAUCGACGAAACACUCUGAAUAAAAAUGAUAUUAAGGGACGAGCAGCAUCGUUAUCGUUAUUGUUGGAUGUUGUUGUUCUCCUGUAGGUUGCUAACUGCCCAAAAGGUUCGCCAAACCGUAGAAAGGUCAGUAGAAGUUCUUGCCCAAGUCGUACCGCCGGAGGAAGACAAGCAAGGAACGGCAAACCACAACGAAGGAGGAAGUUCUUGUUUGAACACCACUAGAAUCCAACUCAAUCGAGCACAGUCACGCUGAUGCUCUCUCACGAACUGCACUCACGUUAAACUACUCCUACCUAAAGGAUCCAGGACCAUCAAGAUGAUAAGCAAGGUUGAUUGACCUUUGAGCUCUUUGGCUCUUCCUUGUUGUGUUCAAGUGCACCGAUUGAUUCACAUCAAGCCGCCAAGUCGGGAAGUGGAACACCUUCAAGACCUUACACUUUGGUCACUUCGAGCUGUCUC